GAUGAUGGUUCACAUAGAAGGUUAUCUGCAUCCAGUAGCUAUAGAUCACCGUCUUUGGCCCAUAAAGUUGCUGGUGAUGGUUUGAUUGGGAAGCCUAGUGGCCUAGAUAUGAAAAGCAUUAUGCAAGAAACUGAGGCAUUGAUAGAGAAAAUUGGUGCUUCACCAAUUGAAAGAAACAUUUACUCUAAAGAAGAUUUGUAUGCUUUUGUUAAAGAGAAAAACCAUGUAUCAAAAGAGGAUUGGCUUUCACUUGUGGAUUAUCACUGUCAUGUUUGUGAUCAGCUUCAAGAUAAAAUCAAGUUGAAUCAUAACUUGAUCCAAAAUAUUUUAGAAUUGAAUAAUCAUAUAUCUACUUCUGUGAAAGUUCAUGAAUCUAAACUUGAAGCUGCCAGUACUGAAAUCUCUGCAUUACAAUCAUUAUUAGGGAUUUCUGAUGCUUUUCCUAAAUCUUGUGAACCUCAAGAAUCACCAAUUUCAUCAGCGAAGAACUCAAAGGCAUCAUCAACUUUUGAAAAAGGUAUACAAAUUUCAAAUACUCUGAUUUUGUUAAGAAAUAUUGACUGUGGUUUACCAACGAUAGAUACUCCAAUUACCUUAUCCCCUGAUGAUUUGGACCAAGGUGUAUUGUCUCAAGAUGAUGAUGUUGAAGAUGGAACUGCAUCAAAAGCAGUAUCACCAGUGACCCAUAUUGAUAAUGAUGAAGACGAUAUUGGUGAUGGGUUUGUUUCGCCAUUGUCAAGGGGUGCUGAAUGUGAGAAAUACCACACAUUUAAGCUUCACAGUCCAUCAUAUCAUUUCCAAAAGCCUCAGAGUCCGUUUAGUCCAUUUGUUGUUUUCUCAAAAGAUAAAAAUGGUGGUAUCAGGAACAAUAUUUAUGAGGAUGUGUAUAGUCAUAGCCCAAGUUUAGAACAAGA
This is a messenger RNA of Hansenula anomala, 914 nucleotides long. RefSeq lists its product as uncharacterized. NCBI's taxonomy places the organism in Eukaryota, Fungi, Ascomycota, Saccharomycetes, Phaffomycetales, Wickerhamomycetaceae. The transcript has a single exon. The annotation marks the transcript as partial. The record is from RefSeq and is a predicted model, not a curated record.